Molecule: messenger RNA, 2177 nt
Organism: Lotus japonicus
Lineage: Eukaryota; Viridiplantae; Streptophyta; Magnoliopsida; Fabales; Fabaceae
Product: T-complex protein 1 subunit eta
Exons: 14
Coding region: 137-1822 (561 amino acids)
Biological process (GO): protein folding
Cellular component (GO): chaperonin-containing T-complex
Molecular function (GO): ATP hydrolysis activity; ATP-dependent protein folding chaperone; ATP binding
Source: RefSeq, a predicted model, not a curated record
AGGAAAAACACUGACUCACUCACACUCAUUCACAAUACUCACUGCGAAAGAGAAGAGAAUCAGAAACUGCAACUUCGAACUUGAAGCAUAAACCCUAACUCUCCCUCUCAUUCUCUGUUCUCUCUCGUCUUCAACCAUGUCUUCUAUGCUGCAACCACAGAUCAUUCUCUUGAAGGAAGGCACAGACACCUCGCAAGGGAAAGCGCAGCUCGUCAGCAACAUCAAUGCCUGCACCGCCGUCGCCGACGUCGUCCGCACCACCCUCGGCCCUCGCGGUAUGGAUAAACUCAUCCACGAUGAUAAGGGCUCCGUCACCAUCUCCAACGACGGCGCCACCAUCAUGAAGCUCCUCGAUAUCGUUCACCCCGCCGCUAAAAUCCUCGUCGAUAUCGCAAAAUCUCAGGACUCUGAGGUUGGCGAUGGAACCACCACUGUGGUAUUGCUUGCAGCUGAGUUUCUAAGAGAGGCCAAGCCUUUUAUCGAAGACGGCGUUCACCCUCAGAAUUUAAUUAGGAGCUACCGGACUGCGAGCACCUUGGCGAUUCAGAAGGUUAAAGAUCUUGCUCUUAGCAUUGAGGGAAAGAGUCUAGAAGAAAAGAAAAGCUUGCUUGCUAAGUGUGCUGCUACCACGCUUUCUUCGAAGCUUAUAGGUGGAGAGAAAGAGUUCUUUGCAUCCAUAGUUGUGGAUUCUGUUAUUGCAAUUGGGAACGAUGACAGGUUGAACAUGAUUGGAAUUAAGAAGGUUCCUGGUGGUACCAUGCGGGACUCGUUUCUAGUAAAUGGUGUUGCGUUCAAGAAGACAUUUUCAUAUGCUGGGUUUGAGCAACAGCCCAAAAAGUUUUUAAAUCCAAAAAUACUAUUACUUAAUGUUGAGUUGGAGCUAAAAUCUGAGAAAGAAAAUGCUGAAAUAAGAUUGUCCGAUCCAUCACAAUAUCAGUCAAUUGUUGAUGCAGAAUGGAAUAUUAUUUAUGACAAGUUGGAUAAAUGUGUGCAAAGUGAUGUCAAAGUUGUUCUUUCACGAUUGGCUAUUGGUGAUCUCGCUACACAGUAUUUUGCAGAUCGAGACAUUUUUUGUGCUGGUCGUGUAGCAGAAGAAGAUCUUAAAAGGGUUGCUGCCGCAACUGGUGGAACUGUACAAACAUCUGUCAACAACAUUAUCGAAGAGGUUCUUGGAACUUGUGAUGUUUUUGAGGAAAAGCAGGUUGGAAAUGAGAGGUUCAAUAUAUUCAGCGGAUGUCCAUCUGGUCAAACAGCCACCAUAGUUCUUCGCGGCGGAGCUGAUCAGUUUAUAGAAGAAGCAGAGCGAAGUCUGCAUGAUGCGAUCAUGAUAGUUAGAAGGGCUUUGAAAAAUUCAACUGUAGUUGCUGGUGGAGGUGCUAUAGAUAUGGAAAUUAGCCGGUACCUGAGGCAGCAUGCGCGUACAAUAGCAGGGAAGUCUCAGCUUUUCAUCAACUCGUAUGCAAAAGCUCUUGAGGUUAUACCUAGGCAAUUAUGUGACAAUGCAGGAUUUGAUGCAACUGAUGUGCUGAACAAAUUAAGGCAGAAACACGCGCUUCCUUCUGGUGAGGGGGCACCAUAUGGAGUGGAUAUAAACACUGGUGGAAUUGCUGACUCUUUUGCUAACUUUGUCUGGGAGCCUGCAGUUGUAAAGAUCAAUGCUAUAAAUGCUGCUACGGAGGCUGCUUGCCUUGUCUUAAGCGUGGAUGAAACAGUUAAAAAUCCCAAGUCGGAGAGUGCGCAAGGAGAGGCUGCAGCAAGUGCCAUGGGAGGCAGAGGUCGCGGAGGUGGUUUCCGUGGUCGAGGACGAGGAAUGCGUAGAUGAUGAGAAAUGCAAUCUAAUGGGCCAGCAUCUGUCUCAUGCAUUGAUUGUCUAAUUAUACGCGGAAGGGCGCAUUUCUGCCUUUGGUGUUUCUAGAAGCACGCCUUAUUUUGGAUUUGCAAGUGAUGAAAUUGUAAUGGGGAUUCUGGGAACAUCAUCUGAUAAAACUAGGACUUGAUGGUAGCUAUUUUCAGGCAUUCUCUUUGUGGCAUUUAUUCAUUAUACGUUGUAGGGCUGAAACUACUGGGGUUAUUGGUGUCUACAUCUUUUUCGUGUGAAAUUUUGCAUCACCUCUGUUCUGCAGUUAUCAACUAUUUUUGUUACUUCGUAUUUAUAUAAGCUUGUGAUCUAUCUGUUA